UAUGUUCAAUUAGGUGAAAAAGUCGCUGAUGCCCUGCGCAGGCCAAUUGGAGAAACUGCGCAAAAGCUUCUCCUCCAAUGAGAGGAGAGAAGGAGGAGUGCAGAAACCUCAGAAAAACUUCACUCCCACCAACAAGUUGUGAAAUGUUGCCAGUUCAUUCGCCAGCGCCGAUCGACCGAGCUUUGAGGUUCAAGGAACUAGUAAAUCACUAGGAAUAAAAGCUCCAAGCCGACGCGCGUUACGCGUAAAAUGCGCAGGUGACCGCUGGCCGAUUGUUGCCACUUUUUUUUGUUUAUCUUCGUUCACGCUUCACCAGCGAGGAUUUUAAAAUGUCAAAAGAGCCGGAUAAAACCCCUUCCGUCACUGAAAGCUCUUACAUCGGCGACGUGGACUCUGAUUCGCCGUCUUCUCCAUCGGCGUCCGACGACCAAGGCUCGCGGUCCCGGACCGGCGCCGGUAACCCGGCGGACAGCGAGGAAGACGCCCGCUUCCCCCCGUGCAUUCGAGACGCGGUGUCGCAGGUCCUCAAAGGCUACGACUGGUCGCUGGUGCCGAUGCCGAUGCAGGGCAGCAGGUCUCUGAAAGACAAGCCUCACGUGAAGAGACCCAUGAACGCGUUUAUGGUGUGGGCGCAGGCGGCGCGGAGGAAGCUCGCCGACCAGUAUCCGCAUCUCCACAACGCCGAGCUCAGCAAGACCCUCGGCAAGUUAUGGAGGCUGCUCUCGGAGAGCGAGAAACGACCGUUUGUGGAGGAGGCAGAGAGACUGCGGCUCCAGCACAAGAAAGACUAUCCGGAUUAUAAAUACCAGCCGCGGAGACGGAAGAGCCUGAAGCCGGGUCAGAGUGAGCUGGACACGGGAGCUGAGAAGAACCCUCACGCCUCGGAUCAAAUGUUCAAAGUGGAAGCGGGUAUGAGAGGGAUGCAUCAACAGGUCCAUGGUGCUCAACCUCACGGUCCCCCUACACCUCCAACCACCCCGAAGUCCGAUCAGCAUCAAAGCGGCAAACCGGAGUCCCGCCGUGCGCCGGAAAACGCGAGACACAACAUCGACUUCAGCAACGUGGACAUCUCGGAGCUCAGCAGCGACGUCAUCGGGAGCAUGGGCCCGUUCGACGUGCGUGAGUUCGACCAGUACCUGCCGUUAAACGGCCACGCGGAGACCAGCGGCGGGCAGCACGCCAGCCCCGGCUGCUUCGGCGCGGCCUACCACCACCAUCCUCACGGCAGCGCUUUGGCGUGGAACAAGGGCUCCGGCUCGCCGUCCGCAAACCAACAAAGGCCGCUCAUUAAAACAGAACAAUUGAGUCCUUCUCAUUACGGAGAGUCUCACGGGUCACCGACCCAAUCUGAAGUGACUGAGUGUGCAGACCUGCAGAACUCGACGUACUUCACCACAUUUUCCGGGUACCCGGCUGGCAUUUAUCAAUAUCCCUACUUCCAUUCGUCCAGAAGGUCGUAUGUGACUCCCGUGGUCAACAGCUUGUCAAGUCCGUCUCACAGUCCCGGGGCGAGCUGGGAGCAGCCCGUUUAUACAACUUUAACCAGACCCUGAUGCCAGUUUCGGGGUCGGAGAUGCCUGACGCCGAGAAUUAUGGCACUGUGUUUUUGCUUUCUGAAGUAAAUCUUGCCAUUUCUGGUAAUUGUGACUUUGAGACUUUCCUAAUAGAUUUUCUCCCGGUUUCAUAGACGAGGCUUGAGCCUAGUCCCAGACUAAAAUGUAAAUCAGAGCGGUUUGAACGGAAAGAAACAGAUUAAUGGUCAUUUUGAGUAUAUCAGUGCCUUUGUUGUCAAGACGGACACCAGCGAUGCACUUUUAUAAAAAUCGAUCUGUGGCCUAAUCCUGGCUCAGUCUAAGCCCUGUCUGUGAAACCAGGCCUUUGCGUUCACUUUUCAGUAAGGAGUGUUUGGUAUGGAAGCCCUUUUCCGCUACUGAAUUACAAAAAAGUGACUUUUUAUCUCACAGUUUUGUCAGAACCGCGUGAUAUAAAGUAACGAAGUCCAAUUUUGAGCAGUAAAAAACUAUAUGUUCUCAGAAUUGUUCACAUCGAGCCAUUUUGACUGCGUUUCGUGAGAUAAACGGCGGCAAUAACCAUUUUUUUUUGUAUUUUUUAUUCAGUGGGGCUUCUAUAGUUUUGUGUUUGUAUCACGGCCUGGAUAAAAGUGUUUUUUUUUUUGGAGUGAGAUGCGAUAGGCUGUCAAUAUUCACUACGCUAUUUAAACGCAACCGUGGAUUUGUCUUGAUAAAAUGCAAUUAAAACGUAGAAGGAAUGAA
Messenger RNA from Puntigrus tetrazona (Sumatra barb), 2273 nucleotides. It is a transcript of the gene sox8a, whose product is annotated as SRY-box transcription factor 8a. Gene Ontology annotation, biological process: negative regulation of transcription by RNA polymerase II; neural crest cell development; morphogenesis of an epithelium. The coding region runs from base 330 to 1553 and encodes 407 amino acids. Gene Ontology annotation, cellular component: nucleus. Gene Ontology annotation, molecular function: RNA polymerase II cis-regulatory region sequence-specific DNA binding; DNA-binding transcription factor activity, RNA polymerase II-specific. The transcript has 3 exons. The record is from RefSeq and is a predicted model, not a curated record. Lineage: Eukaryota; Metazoa; Chordata; Actinopteri; Cypriniformes; Cyprinidae.